AUGACAAGCCUUUCGAGGUUUAGUGGCUGCCCUCUCUCUUGCGUCAACCCCGGGGAGAGCAAUACUGAACCCAGCGUGGUGCUGCCACCUUUGGCAGGAGAGCACAUGGGACUCCCCACUGGCAGUUCCUUAAAACUCUGCCCCUCGCACAAUUUGCGAGACUACCACGAGACGAGGUCCAGUGCAUAUGUUGACCAUUCGGUUCCCAAUUUUUCAGACUCUGGAUACCCCAGCCACCGGUUAGAGCACAGCCCUAGGGGCAUUAUCAUUGGAGCCAAUCUUUCUGGAGCCGGCAUGCCACCCGUCACUGAUCAACUGGCAUCAAGAACUAACCAACAUGGCGGGAUUGGAAGGUAUCGUGACUUUCCUGGCUACAGAGACAACAGGAGCCAUGCUUUUUUCUCAAGUUAUCAGGAGCAGGCCCACGCCUCCACCGACGCAUCCCGAGAGCUCGGCAGCCAGAUGAUGCUGGGGCUACCUGGCGACCUCCUCAGCCGGACUCACCCUUAUGGGCAAACUAUCAGCCCCAAGGGAAACAGCCAGCAACUUGUCUCACAAUUUCUGGGUCUCUACAAACCCCUUAACAUGGCAAUUCAGCGUGGAGGAGGCGACGCUUUCCUCAGGUGCCCCAAACAAACAGUGAAGCACGAGCUGGUGUGCAAGUGGAGUGACGGCCAAGAGGGGGCUGGGAAGCUGUCCUGCUCCAGAGCCUUCGGGACCAUGUAUGAACUUGUCACCCAUGUGACAGUGGAGCAUGUCGGAGGACCAGAUCACUCUGAAUAUGUGUGUCACUGGGAGAAUUGUGCGCGAGACAGGAAGCCUUUCAAAGCCAAAUACAAGCUGGUGAACCACGUCAGAGUCCACACAGGGGAAAAGCCCUUUCCCUGCCCCUUUCACGGCUGUGAGAAAGUUUUUGCAAGAUCAGAAAAUCUUAAAAUCCACAAGAGGACUCACACAGGUGAAAAACCGUUUAAAUGUGAGUUCGAGGGCUGCAACCGGAGGUUUGCGAACAGCAGCGACAGAAAGAAGCACUCUCACGUGCACUCCAGUGACAAACCCUACAUGUGCAAGGUCAGGGGCUGCGACAAGUGUUACACCCACCCGAGCUCCCUGCGAAAGCAUAUGAAGCUGCACUGCAACAAGGCCCACGUCGCCAAAAGCGAUGACGCGCGUCCCGGUGAAGGGGGUCAAGUCGCGGAGGCCAGGUCAACCCGAGUCCCGGAUGGAGCCCAUAUCAGCCCUCCGCACCCCCCAACCUCAACUCAAGAUGUCCCCCUGUCCCCAGAGAGUCGAGACGAGUCGACCUCCAGGUCACGUUUCCAUCACACGUUUGACAGCAGUUUGGACUACUCCACACACAGGUCACAGCCCCUCUUGGACCCUUUGUUGCUCCAGAGAGGCAGCUACAGGUCCCAGUCCUCCCAGUACCCCUGCGGCCAGACAGGUCACACUUUUGCCCAGAGCUCAAGGACUUUCCCCUCCACUUCUCCCUUUCAGAAAAGUAUUGUCAAUGGAUGGUACACAUGCCACAGCGGCGUGGACUCUUUCCCACCAAAGCAAUGCAACAACGUCCCCUCUCUUUGAGUUCCUGCCGGGACAUGCGGGCGAAUUUACGGGCCUAUUUUUUUUUCAUGUUUUAGCCUAAAACCUUCCAGCUGUGUCUCUAUUACUCUCUGUAUUUUUGUGAAUGUUGUAUCAAAUAUUUUGUGACACGUCCUGAGUCAUCCUAUUGAAAUCUCGCAUUGCGAAAUGUGGCGAGCUUUAUUUGUUGUUGUGAGGCCUGUCUGGUUGGGUUUGGCUUGUAGCCUAUAGCCAUAUAUUUCCCAUAGUGGGUUGUAGGAACUUUGACAAAGUGUAUAUGCCUAAUU
Molecule: messenger RNA, 1868 nt
Organism: Plectropomus leopardus (leopard coralgrouper)
Lineage: Eukaryota; Metazoa; Chordata; Actinopteri; Perciformes; Serranidae
Gene: zic6
Product: zic family member 6
Biological process (GO): regulation of transcription by RNA polymerase II
Cellular component (GO): nucleus
Molecular function (GO): RNA polymerase II cis-regulatory region sequence-specific DNA binding; DNA-binding transcription factor activity, RNA polymerase II-specific
Source: RefSeq, a predicted model, not a curated record